ACAAGUUAAUAAAAUUGAUGUGCAGAAACACAUCUUACUACUAAGAAUUACGUUAAAAUUCCAUCUUAUAAUAUCUACGAUGCUAAACACCCACCCGGCAAAGCACGCGGUGGAUCAGCUAUAGUUAUUAAGCAAGAUAUUAAACACUUUCUUCAUCAAAAUAUCACUGACACGCAUAUACAAGCUACUGCUGUCACUAUUAGCACAGUUCAUGGAAAUAUUACGCUAGCUGCAGUUUACUGUCCUCCAAAACACAAAAUAUCAGUAUAGCAAUAUUCAAAUUUUUUUCAAACAUUAGGGAGCAAAUUUAUUGCCGGCGGAGACUAUAACGCUAAACACGUUUUAUGGAGUUCUAGAAUAAAUUCACCUCAAGGUAAAAUCCUAGAACAAACAAUAAGGAUACUAUCAUUAGACACACUGACCACUGGCGAACCUACAUACUGGUCGUCAGCCUACGACAAAGCUCCCGACCUAUUGGACUUCGCAAUAACCAAAGGAUUAAACAAAUUGCAUUUUAAAAUUAAAUCUUGCUUAGAUCUUAGUUCUGAUCAUUCUCCGAUUUUAUUAAACUAUCUAUAUAAAUCUAUCCUCACAAAAACAACGCCAUAUUUGCAUAAUCGUAACAUAGAUUGGAAUACAUUUAAACAAUCCCUGGAACAUAAAUUGCAAUGUACCUUUAAGAACUCCUGAACAAAUAGCAUCAGCAGUAAUAGAUCUCACCGACAAAAUCCAAAAUGCAGAAUGGAUAGCCACCAAACAAAUCGAAACUAAAAGGAAAUUCUACACAUAUCCAGAAUACAUAAUAAAACAAAUAAAACUUAAACAAAAAUUAAAAUAUAUAUGGCAAAAACAAAAAUCUCCGUAUAACAAAAAAAAACUAAACCAAAUCACGAAAGAAGUGAACCAAUUAAUUCAAAAUUACUGUAACGAAGAGUUUUAUUCUUACAUUUCAAACCUCUCUCCUAAUGACGACACCAACUACUCACUAUGGAAAGCUUGCAAAAGACUAAAGAGGCCAGUGGUCUCUUUACCGCCUACUAAAAAAGCAGACUCUAGUUGGGCAAAAAGCACACUCGAAAAAGCCACCACUUUUGCCGAACAUUUACAAAAUACAUUUAAACCAAAUAUUUCAAAUACCUCUAUAAUAAGUUCAAAUAUAACUCCAUUCAUCGCGUUUGAUACUAAUCUCAAUCAAGAUAUAACAAAAAUCACAGUAAACGAAGUAAAAAAACUAAUUGCAGAUAUCGAAAUUAAAAAGACUCCUGGUUUUGAUUUAAUCAGUGGAAAAAUAAUGAAGGAACUUCCACCAAAAGCAGUAAGAAUGCUUACCAUAAUGCGGUACUGAGGAUCAAGUAUUUCCCUAUCAACUGGAAAUUAGCACAGGUAAUUAUGUUGCCUAAACCCGGAAAAGAACCACAUCUACCAACGUCCUACAGCCCAAUCUCGCUACUUCCCGUAAUGUCCACGUUACUGGAAAAAAUAAUUUUAACCAGGCUCAAAAAGAUAAUCACGGAUAAAAAUUUAAUACCGCUACAUCAAUUUCGUUUUAGAAAAAAACAUGCUACAAUAGAACAAGUGCAUAGAUUGAUAAAUCAAAUUACUCUUACCUUUAAAGAAAAAAAUAUUGUAUUGCUCUCUUUCUGGGCAUAGAGAAAGCAUUUGAUAAAGUGUGGCACGAGGGACUUUUAUAUAAAAUCAAACAAAACUUUCCCAUAUCAUUUUAUGAGCUCAUCAAAUCAUAUCUAGAAAACAGAACAUUUUUUGUUAAAAUUCAGGAUUCUACUUCGGUUAUCUGCACUAUUGAAGCAGGAGUCCCCCAGGGCAUAUCUUGGGGCCUAUUCUGUAUACAUUAUACACUGCCGAUAUUCCUACUACACAAGAAACCACGCUAUUUACAUUUGCCGAUGAUACAGCUAUUUUAGCCAUACACCAAGACCCCAAGACAGCAGCUUCCAUUUUACAACAACACCUCCUAAAACUCGAUGAGUGGUUAAGUAGAUGGAAAAUAAAAGUAAAUGCUGAUAAAUGCAAACACAUUACAUUUACCUCAAACCAAAAUAGUUAAAUAUUUAGGAAUGCAUCUAGAUUCGCGACUUACAUGGAAACCCCAACGGGUUCACCCCAACGAACUUGCAAGAGAUCUGUACAAUACAAGUAUACCCAGAAGAUUACACAAAAAACAUCCGAAGGAUCUUUUAUCCUAACAUGUCCUAUCAUGUUACAUCAGGUGAAUUCUAAUGAGAAGUCAUCUACGUGAUAAUAUUUUUGUUCACAUAUGCUAACACAGGUUACCAAAUGUCCUUAUUGAACAAAUUCUAAUCACACUUGGAGCUAAAAAAAAAAAAACAAUCAUUAGGAUUCAUCGUGAAGCAAUAAUGUUGGACACAGUGGAUAUUGACGGUACACCUGUCUUUGACAAUCGCAUAACCAGCAUACAGACACACACCUACAAUUCAUAUGCAAAUACUAGACUCGGAAACAGUGAUGAGAUAAAGAUACCGAUACAGCAGCAGGAUCUGUACACGCUACUGUGUGAGAGUCACUUAUACAUCGAGGGAAAACUGAGUCUACUAGAGCAAAAACCGGAGGGAGUGAAGGAAGAUGUUGUUCUUGAUAACAACUGUGCUGCCUCUCUGUUUGAUGAAAUUCGAUAUGAACUGGAUGGGGUUGAAAUAGAUCGUUGCAAAAAUCCGGGAGUAACGACUGCGUUAAAGAAUUAUGUAUCUCUGUCUAUUGAAAAAAGUAAAACGUUAGGUAAUGCUGGCUGGUACCAUAAGCAAAAUGCUGCAAUUGGAGAUUUUAAUUUUUGUGUGCCGCUUGGUAUGUUAUUCGGAUUCUGUGAAGAUUAUAAACGCAUCGUAAUCAAUGCGCGCCAUGAAUUGAUUUUAAUUCGAUCGCGAAACGAUGAAAACGCCCUGAUUGGUCCUACCGUUUUGAAACCUGUACUCAAAUUGUUUAAAGUUCAAUGGCGAAUGCCUCACGUCGGUUUGGAUGAAUUAAACAAAUUGGCGCUCUUACGUAUUCUUGAAAGUGGUCGACUAAUUUCGAUGAGUUUCCGCUCCUGGGAUCUGUAUGAAUAUCCGUUAUUACAAACAACCACGAAGCAUACUUGGUCUGUGAAAACUGCAACACAAUUGGAGAAACCGCGAUAUGUGAUAUUCGCUAUGCAAACCGUUCGAAAGAACAAAUUGGACAAAACAUUUAAUCACUUUGACAAUCGUAAACUAUCAAACAUACGACUACAUUUAAAUUCAAAAUCUUAUCCAUACGAUGACUUGAAUCUGGAUUUUGAUAAGAACAAGUAUGCGACACUUUACGAUAUGUACGCAAACUUUCGAAAAUCAUAUUACGGACACGGUGAACCCCUGCUCGAUAUGUUAGUUUUUAUCAUAUGGUCCGUUUGCAGUCAUAGAUUGCUCGCGUCAGAACGAAUCUCUAAAGAGUGCCACGACUGAUGUUAGGAUAGAUUUCGAAUGCAAAGAUAACGUGCUGCUCAAUACAACUGCUUACUGCUUGAUUAUACACGAUCGCAUAGUCGAGUACAGCCCUCUGACGAAUGUAGUACGCAGAAUAAACUAAUACAGUAAAAAUCUCUGUUGAAUGUUCAGUCUCUUCGAAACUGUCGAUACAGCAAAAUGGCUCACCUAACGUUCGUAGACUUGCAAGGUUUCAAAACGGACUCGAAUGAUUUUAUCGUAAAAGAGGUGCCUGUCCUCACGCAAGGAAAAAAAUUAGUGCAUUGGAUAUUUGAACCUCCAUUUGGAUUGCAUCGUCUAACGACUAACGAAAAACGUGGUGUUUGAUGGUUAACGAAAAAACACCAUGGAAUCAGAUGGACGAAUGGUUACGUACCCUACGUGAAGGCGAGCAGCCUGUUACGAACCGCGUUGGAAUGCGCUGACAGAAUUUUAGUUAAACGAUCGGAAAAGAAGAGAUGGUUGUACAAUUUAACUGGAAUGGAAGCCUUCGAUGUUGAAACGGAUUUAGAAGACAGAGAAAUACCGAAAUUAUCUACAAUGAGUGAAGGACAUUACAGAUGUACGUUUCACGAUGGCGUUUGUGCCAUGGAAAAUGUGUUCAAAAUAUAUACGCUAUUUGAUGUAGAAAUGCUCUAGAAAGUGUUUUUGAAAUAUGAAAUAAACAUGACGUCAUGGUACAGAAAAAAGAAAUGCUGCAUCAUCAAUAAAUUCCUUACAUGAUAAGGGGUGAUGGAGGGGAGUGGAUUCGAUAUAAAACGGAAAUUUGCGAUACAGCGGUUAGAAGAUUGUUAGAUUUUGACCAAUUUAAACGUCAGCGAUGUGGACUGCUGCUGAAGUUGCUCGAGGAACGGGGGAGACAUUUUUAGAUGAUAAUUACACAUUGCGGCCAGUUUCCAAGAAAAUGCGUACAUGUGAAACCAAUGAUUCGCCCGAAUUGAUGUCAAGCCGCGGAGUACGUAUUUUGGGACGGAGAUAUCCUUUGACGACUACUUGGUACAAGUAUUUAGAUAUUGGAAUAAGAAUUGGUCGUCGCUGUGAUGUGGAAUUGGCUAUUGAAGAUAACCGCGGCAAUGAAAUCCAGUUUCCAAUGUUUACCUGGAGAAAGCUAUCGGAGAGAAAGAUGAACAUUUUACGGAACUUUGAAACGACGUCUAGUGAUCCGAUACGUGUUUGCGAUAUAACGAUUGAGUUUCGCUGCGUGGACGAUGUUAAAGACGCGAGACUCUCCACCUCCGUCAACGCCUUGUUUCUCACAGAAAAAACGAUUUGUAGAAUGUUUGAUUUCGAAUACUGUAUCAAUCAUAUGUACACGUGGCUUUCCGAGAAUACGUUUCUCGUCGAGCACAGAUAUGAAACUUUUGUAAAAUUAAUACAUAAUGUAAAACCAAAUGAUAUUGUAAGAACAAUUACCGAAGAUAAAAAUUUUGAACGUCAUUCAUUGAUUGAUUCUGAAUUGUUAGCCUUAGGGUUGAAUGUA
This is a messenger RNA of Hylaeus volcanicus, 4956 nucleotides long. RefSeq lists its product as uncharacterized. The coding region runs from base 2376 to 3455 and encodes 359 amino acids. NCBI's taxonomy places the organism in Eukaryota, Metazoa, Arthropoda, Insecta, Hymenoptera, Colletidae. The transcript is spliced from 2 exons. The record is from RefSeq and is a predicted model, not a curated record.